AUGCAGCACAACCUAUAGGAUUUUCUGAGAUUAAGCACUCAUUGGAUUCAUUCCUCUCAAUCCUUAAUCAAGAAUAUCUCAAAAAGAGAGAUAAUCACUUAAAAUUUCAACGAGCUUUACAGCCAAGAGAACUUUGAACAGUUCUACUGUCACACUUAACGAGACAGGAAAAUCUCAAAAAAUAGAAUCUUAAGCGUUUAAGAUACAUCGGGGAAAGUUGCUGAAAGUCAAUAUGAUAUCGAAUCCAGCCUAGAUUAACUUGAACUAUAAAGCAUUAAGGAGAUAAAUUAAGAGGUAGAGAAGAUGCUCGAUAGCGAUUACUUCGAGAACUAGCAUGACUAAAUUUCUGAUAAAGACUAGCAUUUAAAUCCAAAACAAAAAUCUGAAAUGGACGAAUAUUAGAAGGUAGUAAUCGUAAAUUAGAACAAGAAAUUAAACUUGGUCAUUAGUACAGGUCUAUCUGGAGAAACAGAAUCUCAUCCGAACUAAUCACAUUCUUUAUCAUAUUCUUCAAACUUAUUCGAUUUCAAACCAAGCAAAGGGGUUAUUCAAUAAAACGCCUAUGCCCCUAGAUUCUCAUUCGAUGCUUAGGACUACUAUAAGAAGCAGGAGGAAAAUUUAGGAGAUCAAUCUCAAACUUAAAAGUCAUCUUUGUCAGUUCAUAAUUUUUAGCCAAAUUCCUAAGCAGAUGACGUUUCUAAUUAUCAGUGGGGUUUCAAAACCAAAUAUAAGACUGAGAUAUGCAGAAACUGGGAACUCUACGGCUAUUGUGAGUUUAGUCAAAGUUGCUCAUUUGCACAUGGCGAACAUGAGCUUCAGAGAAAGUAGCAUGUCCCUCAGAAUUAUAAAACCAAACUCUGUAAAUAGUACCAUGAACAUCUUUAUUGUCCUUAUGGCAUGAGGUGCCAAUUCCUUCACUCAGAGGCUAAGUCAGAGUAAAAGAUAGAUAUAGCCUACACUUAGAAGUUGGUUGAAAACGCCUAAUUGAUUAAUUAGAUUAUCCAGUAAUAGAGCUAGUCUCUCAUAGCUAAUUCUAAUAAGAAAAACGAGCCAAAUAUUGGCACUAUAUCGAACAAAUCAUCCUCUAAGAAAACUAAGGAUCCUUUGGAAGGUGUAUUUGGUAAAGGAAAAAGACUCCCAGUGUUCACAGUAAUAACCUUUAACAACAAGGAUCAAGCUAAGAAGUCAAAAGGGAAAAAGUAAAAUGCAGGAUCCUCAACUUCAAAUGGAAAAAAAGUCCAUAAAUUUGGAAAAUAGCAUUCUGAAAAAAUAACAAAUGCUAAAAAUCUUGAACCAAUUCUAUUCCCAUCUACUCCCUCAACUUAAAUAUCACUUAAAAGGUCUAACAAAAAGAAGAUGAUACUUAAUAAGGAAGAAUUAUAAAAUGCUCUUUGA
This is a messenger RNA of Stylonychia lemnae, 1395 nucleotides long. The record is from the annotation of a GenBank genome assembly. NCBI's taxonomy places the organism in Eukaryota, Ciliophora, Spirotrichea, Sporadotrichida, Oxytrichidae.